This is a messenger RNA of Protomyces lactucae-debilis, 825 nucleotides long. Its product is annotated as translation initiation factor eIF 4e-like domain-containing protein. The record is from RefSeq and is a predicted model, not a curated record. The transcript is spliced from 2 exons. Gene Ontology annotation, biological process: translational initiation. Gene Ontology annotation, cellular component: eukaryotic translation initiation factor 4F complex. Lineage: Eukaryota; Fungi; Ascomycota; Taphrinomycetes; Taphrinales; Protomycetaceae. Gene Ontology annotation, molecular function: RNA 7-methylguanosine cap binding; translation initiation factor activity. The coding region runs from base 1 to 825 and encodes 274 amino acids.
AUGAGCGCCUGGAACAAAGGCGGUCCUUUUGCGAAGCCCGCUUCGCAAUCUCGCGACACACUUGCAAGUACAGCUGCAUCAGCACCCUCAACAGCGCAACAUGCGCAUAGCAAUAGUCUCUCACGCAUCCGGCAGAUGAACAGGGAAAAGUCCUUCUCUGGCCUUCCAGCCUCGUUUGCCUCACAAGGCCAAGGAACCACUGGGUCGCCUGUUCACUCGCCAUCCGUUGAACAGAGCGGCUUUGGCCUCGGUGGGUCAGUGGCUUCCUUGGGCGGUGCAAUAACAAGUGGUCUACAUCCCUUGCGAGCGCCUUGGUGUAUUUGGUACAUGCAUCGCUCACCUGGCAGUAAAAUUAAAGACUACGAUCUUGCCAUGAAGCGGAUCGGUGCCUUUUCCUCGAUCGAAGACUUUUGGGCCCUCUACGUGCGGCUCAAACCACUGGAUGAACUAGCAUCCGUUAGUGACCUUCAUUUAUUCAGAGCUGGCAUCAAGCCAACCUAUGAAGACCCAGCGAAUAUCUGUGGUGGGAAAUGGCAAAUUCGUCUACGUAAGGGCAUUGCGGCGCGUCUUUGGGAAACGCUCAUCUUGGCCAUCAUUGGGGAUCAGUUUCAUGGACCCUUAUCAGAAGGUGCUGCACCGGAUGAGCUGUGUGGUGCAGUGAUCAGUAUGCGGCAGCAUGAAGAUGUCCUCAGUGUGUGGAAUCGUACGAGUGGCGAUGGCUUUGCAACGCUCAGGAUACGGUCGGUGUUGAGGGAGGUGCUUGAGCUUGGGCCAGACGUGAAUUUCGAGUAUGUUCAGCAUUCUGAUCGUCUUGGCAAGGUAUAA